AUGGUUCUCAGUUCAAGUUUAUGGCCAUUUUAUGCAUUAUCAAAUAUUAUAAUACCAAUUGAACCUAAAAAAGCAUUUGACAAUUUCACGAAGUUUUAUAUAGAACAACAUAAUGCACGUAAAUUAAUAUGGCUUCAUCAACACUCCGAAGGAGAUUUACAAAUAUUGUACACUGACAAAAACUAUAAUCUACAUGUAUCACUAUAUCAAAUGAAUAUUUUACUUCUAUUUAAUAAACUUUCAAGUCGGACAGUUGAACAAAUUCAAGAUGAAACAUAA
Rotaria sp. Silwood2 is the source of this 279-nucleotide messenger RNA. The record is from the annotation of a GenBank genome assembly. NCBI's taxonomy places the organism in Eukaryota, Metazoa, Rotifera, Eurotatoria, Philodinida, Philodinidae.